UUUCUUUUCAAAGAAGAAUUAUCGCAUCUGAUCUGAGAGAACCGGUUGGAAAUCAAGAAGCAUGGCUCAACUAGCCGGGCACGACGGCACGGCAUCCCUUGCUAUCGAGUUCUCGGAGAUUGGCCGGAGUUUUAGGUCGUCGUUCAGGAGGAGUACCUCGUACGCCGGCAGUUUUCGCAGCGACCAUUCCGGCAAUAACGUGGGAGAUGCAGCUGAGGAGGACGAGAGGGAGCUGUUCUGGGCAGCCAUCGAGAGGCUGCCCACCUACGAUAGGUCGAGAACCUCUCUGCUCUCUGUCGUCAACGGCGAUAUCAAUAAUGAUAGCUUCCGCGGCGGCGAUAAUGGCACGGACGGGAGAAAGGUGGUGGAUGUGAAGAGACUUGCUGCAACUGAGAGGCACCUGCUGAUAGAGAAGCUUAUCAACGACAUAGAGGAGGACAAUCUCCGGCUGUUAAGGAAUCUCAGGCAAAGAUUUGAUAGGGUGGGCGUGAAGGCACCGACUGUGGAGGUAAGAUACAACGGCUUAAGCGUGGACGCUAAAUGUCAAGUGGUCGACGGCAAGCCUCUGCCGACGCUGUGGAAUACUGCCAAAGGCAUGAUCACCGGCUUGGUGAAGGUGCCUGGGAUCAAUGCAAGUCAAACAAAGAUUAGCAUCCUCAAGGAUGUCAGUGGAAUUAUCAAACCAUCCAGGCUGACUCUUCUACUGGGUCCACCUGGGUCUGGCAAAACCACCCUGUUGCUCGCUCUUGCAGGAAAGCUCGAUCCCACCUUGAAGGUGAAGGGAGAAGUAUCAUACAAUGGGUACAGGAUAGAUGAGUUUGUUCCCCAGAAGACAUCCGCUUAUAUCAGCCAGUAUGAUCUCCACAUCCCGGAGAUGACCGUAAGAGAAACCCUAGAUUUCUCAGCCAGAUGCCAAGGCGUCGGCCGCAAGCACGAGGCGAUAAUGGAACUUAUUAGGAAGGAGAAGGAAGCCCGGAUUGUGCCUGACCAUGACUUAGACUUGUUCAUGAAGAUACUGGGGCUGGAUGUGUGCUCCGGCACUAUUGUUGGCGAUGUAAUGAGAAGAGGCAUUUCUGGAGGACAAAAGAAGAGACUCACUACUGGGGAGAUGAUUGUUGGUCCCACGAAGACGUUGUUCAUGGACGAGAUAUCGACGGGGCUGGACAGCUCGACGACGUUUCAGAUCGUGACGUGCCUGCAGCAGUUCGUCCACAUCGCCGACGCCACCGUUCUCAUCUCGCUGCUGCAGCCGGCCCCCGAGACCUUUGAACUUUUCGAUGAUGUGAUCCUCAUGGCGGAGGGCAAGAUUGUCUACCAUGGCCCUCGCUCCGAGGUUCUCUCCUUCUUUGAGGCCGCCGGCUUCCGCUGCCCCGAGAGGAAAGGUGUGAUAUCGAAAAAGGACCAAGCUCAGUAUUGGAGCAGGUCAAGUCCUUAUACCUACGUGACGGUGGACCAAUUCGUGGAGAGAUUCAGAGCGUCACAUAUCGGGAGGCGGCUAGGGCAGGAGCUUCAGCAGCCCUUCGAUCGUUCACAAAGCCACGAAGAUGCCAUCUCCUUCAAGUUCUAUUCUCUCAGCAAAUGGGAGCUUCUCAAGGCCUGCAUGUCCAGGGAGAUGCUCUUGGCCAAGAGGAACGCCUUCGUCUAUAUCUUCAAAACUUCUCAGCUGGUCUUUAUAGCGUUCAUCACCAUGACCGUGUUUCUGCGAACCACGAUGCACGUGGACACGAACGGGGCACAAAACUAUAUGGGUGCAAUCUUCUUCUCCAUGAUCAUGCUCAUGGUCGACAGCUUCCCGGAGCUGGCAAUGACUGUGUCAAGGCUGCCAGUGUUCCAGAGGCAGAGAGAUUUCUACUUCUAUCCCGCUUGGGCCUACAGCUUGACUACCGCCGUCUGGAAGAUACCUCACUCCCUCCUUGAGUCCUUCAUUUGGACAGCCACUACCUACUAUGUGAUUGGCUACACCCCAGAGGCUGGAAGAUUUUUCCGUCAGUUCCUGUUGUUUUUUGGCGUGCACCAAAUCUCAGCAUCACUAUUCCGGCUUGUGGCCUCAGUUUGUCAAUCAAUGGCAGCUGCAACAUUGGCAGCUCUUAUGUCUGGUUGGCUGAAGUGGUCAUUCUGGGCAUCUCCAAUGUCUUAUGCCGAGGUUGGAAUCGUCGGGGAUGAGUUUCUUGCCCCAAGGUGGCAGAAGAUCUCCUCCGGAAAUACUACCAUCGGGCAACAGAUUUUAAGAAACAGAGGGCUUAAUUUCCCAGGAUACUUCUACUGGAUAUCAGUGGGGGCAGUGUUUGGUUUCGUCAUACUUUUUUAUGUGGCAUAUACCUUGGCCUUAACUUAUUUAAAGGGUGAAGGAUCAGGGGCUUUUAUUUCUAAGGAGAAGCUUGCUCAACUACAAGGAACAGAAGAAGCUUGUCCUGAUGAAUUACAAGGAACGGAAGAAGCUGGUCGUGAUGAUACUGCCUCGAAACAGAAGAAAACUGGCAAGAUGGCAUUGCCAUUUCAGCAAUUAUCAAUGACAUUUAAUGAAAUCAAGUACUUCGUUGAUAUGCCACAGGAAAUGAGAAAUCAGGGUGUGACAGAAAGGAAACUGGCAUUGCUUAGGGAUAUCACUGGUUCAUUCAGGCCUGGCAUUCUCACAGCACUCAUGGGUGUCAGUGGAGCCGGGAAGACAACACUUAUGGAUGUCCUUGCUGGGAGAAAAACAGGGGGGGCCAUUGAAGGAGAAGUAAGAAUUGGAGGGUACCCAAAAGUUCAAUCAACAUUCGCCAGGAUAUCUGGCUAUUGUGAACAGAAUGACAUUCAUUCUCCACAUAUUACAGUUGAAGAAUCUGUUGUCUUUUCAGCUUGGCUGAGAUUAGCCCCAGAGAUUGACCAGAAGACUAAAAGGGCAUUCGUAAAUGAAGUGCUGGAAACCAUUGAGCUUGAUGGUAUCAAAGAUUCAUUGGUCGGCAUGCCUGGUGUAAAUGGUCUCUCGACAGAACAACGAAAGCGGCUAACUAUUGCAGUUGAGCUUGUUGCUAAUCCUUCCAUAAUAUUCAUGGAUGAACCCACAUCGGGCCUGGAUGCAAGAGCAGCUGCAAUUGUCAUGCGUGCAGUGAAGAAUGUCGUCAACACUGGAAGAACUGUGGUGUGCACAAUCCAUCAGCCAAGCAUUGAUAUAUUUGAGUCAUUUGAUGAGUUGUUGCUGAUGAAACGAGGUGGUCAACUAAUUUAUGCUGGACCUCUUGGUAGGAACUCAAGCAGCGUCAUUGAGUAUUUCGAGAGAAUACCUGGCGUUCCAAAGAUCAAAGACAACUAUAACCCAGCUACAUGGAUGUUGGAAGUUAGCAACAUAUCAAUGGAAAGGCAACUUAAUGUUGAUUUUGCAGAAAUCUACAGAAACUCCUCUCUCUGUCGAAGCAACAAAGAGCUGGUAAAUCGGCUGAGCACACCACCUCCUGGUUCCCAAGACCUAAGCUUCCCAACUAAAUUUCCGCAGAAUGGUUGGGGACAGUUCAAAGCAUGCUUUUGGAAGCUAAGCCUGUCAUAUUGGCGCAAUCCUGCGUACAAUUUGUUCCGCCUCGCUUUCAUUGUCAUCAGUGCUGUGCUUCUAAGUUUGCUCUUUUGGAAGCAUGGGAGGAAAAUAGACUCGCAGGAGAAUUUGUUCAGCAUACUGGGGAUGUUGUUCUUGGCGACCAUUUUCAUAGGUGUAAAUAACUGCAUUUCGGUGUUCCCUGUAGUAGCAAUUGAGCGUAGCGUCUUAUACCGGGAGAAAUUUGCUGGGAUGUAUGCUUCCCCAGCGUAUGCAUUUGCUCAGGUGGUGAUUGAGCUUCCUUACGUGUUCGUCCAAGCAGUUAUCUAUGGGAUAAUUACGUACUCCACAGUAUACUUCUAUGGUUCAGCUUACAAAAUCUUCUGGUAUAUCUUCACCAUGUUCAUGACACUCUUGUACUAUACUUACCUCGGGAUGAUGGUGAUCGCCCUAACUCCAAGUGUCAACGUCGCUUCAAUCCUGCAAUCUCUUUUCAACACCACAUUGACACUCUUCGCAGGCUUUCUGAUCCCUGGACCGCAAAUUCCCAAGUGGUGGAUUUGGAUGUACUGGAGCUGUCCUACAAACUGGACUCUUCGUGCGUUCUUCAGUUCACAGUACGGAGACAUACAAGAACAGGUUGACGUAUUUGGAGAACAGAAAACAGUGGCCAACUUCCUGAAAGAUUACUAUGGAUUUCAUCACGAUCAACUGGGUCUGACCGCUGCUAUGCUUAUUAUCUACCCUCUUCUCUUUGCUCUCUUGUUCGCUCUCUUCACGUCAAAAUUGAGCUUCCAAAGAAGAUGAGAAACAGCAACAUUUCCACAUCACCAUUCCAGCUCCCACUAGCAAGGCAACGUAGAGGAGGUACCAGGCAUAGGUGCACAUAUGAGAAUAUUACCCUCCACUAGAAGUCUUCACUAAUUUUUCUUAGGUGUACAUUAGUCAUAUGAAUAUAUUCAAAUAACUGUAAUAGUUGUUUGUAGCUCGGUUACAGCAUUUUUUUAAUAUAAUGAGUUCUUUUGUCAACCGACAUAAAAGAUGUGGAUACAUACUGUUCUCACUUCAGGUCAGGCAGACGGCUACUCACCUGAAUGGGCUAACAUUUAAACUCAGGCUGCUGCUGUCCAUUUCAACUAGCAUUAAUCAUAUGAAAAAAAUUAGCGAAAGAGUCAGUUUUCCUUUGUUUCUCAGAGAUCAAUUCCCCAAUUUAAAGAACGCAUAUCAGCACCUAUUGAAACCUCAGCAACUUGAUUUAUGGCUUCAGUGGGUCGACUCAAAAUUGGUCCAUUGAGUCAAAAGAAUGGCAACACAAGCUCACUGCAUUGAUUCUCUCCACUUGGCUGAGUUUAACAAUUCUCGUCUCAAAUUGGAGUUUCCAGUGAUUGAAUUAAAAAAGAAAGAAUGAUUGGAUGCAAGAAGAGACAAAUCAUGCCCUUUCAAAGUAGUGGAUAAGUCGACACGUUGGCCUGACUUUUCCAUAUGAAUAUGCAAUUUUAAUUAAGAGAAGGGUCUUAAAAGCAAUGUGAAUGUGAAGCGCCGGAGUUUUCCUCAAUUUCGUACCUCAUUGAUAACUGCUCAGGUCGACUCCAGUUCACUGGUGCAUCAUCU
This is a messenger RNA of Nymphaea colorata (pocket water lily), 5119 nucleotides long. Its product is annotated as pleiotropic drug resistance protein 3-like. Gene Ontology annotation, cellular component: membrane. The transcript is spliced from 23 exons. The record is from RefSeq and is a predicted model, not a curated record. Gene Ontology annotation, molecular function: ABC-type transporter activity; ATP hydrolysis activity; ATP binding. The coding region runs from base 62 to 4315 and encodes 1417 amino acids. Lineage: Eukaryota; Viridiplantae; Streptophyta; Magnoliopsida; Nymphaeales; Nymphaeaceae.